Messenger RNA from Babesia ovata, 459 nucleotides. Its product is annotated as carboxymethylenebutenolidase, putative. The coding region runs from base 1 to 459 and encodes 152 amino acids. The transcript has a single exon. The record is from RefSeq and is a predicted model, not a curated record. NCBI's taxonomy places the organism in Eukaryota, Apicomplexa, Aconoidasida, Piroplasmida, Babesiidae.
AUGUUUGGAGUCUUUACCAUACGGCAACUCCUUUGUCUUGCACCCCUCACUGCAUUUGCCAAUUUUGCAUCUCGUAGCUUCAGCGCCGCACGUCCUCUCGCAGUCCUCCAACAGUCUCUUGAGCAAGUCGUAGAAAGACUCAGUCAAGAAGACAAUCCACGACACGUACUUGUUGGCGUGCUUUUCGGAGAACAUAGUACAUAUGUCACUGCACAAAGGCCUGAGAUACGGGCCACAGGGAUGCGAUGGAGUGUGCGAUUUGUCACGGGUGCAGUUGACAAGAGCAUACAGAUCACCGGUGAGAUGACUACUAGUCUGAUCGGCGGGCUUAGGGAUACCAUGAUCACUGCUCUUGAACAUAUCAGUGAUGUCCAGUGUGGUAUCAGGAUUAUCGAAAUCGACGCCGCUGACCGCUUUGGUAAACGCCGUCUCCCUGUGCUGCUUAAGUUUCUCAUUUGA